Molecule: messenger RNA, 633 nt
Organism: Spodoptera littoralis (African cotton leafworm)
Lineage: Eukaryota; Metazoa; Arthropoda; Insecta; Lepidoptera; Noctuidae
Source: the annotation of a GenBank genome assembly
AUGGAUGACGAUGCAGAAACAUACAAGCUUUGGCGGAUCCGUAAAACAGUAAUGCAGUUAUGCCACGACCGCGGAUACUUAGUGACACAGGAUGAAUUGGAUCAAACGCUGGAGCAAUUCAAAGAGCAAUUUGGUGACAAACCCAGUGAAAAGCGACCAGCUAGAAGUGAUUUGAUUGUACUGGUAGCUCACAAUGAUGACCCGACAGAUCAGAUGUUUGUUUUCUUCCCUGAUGAGCCUAAAAUUGGGAUAAAGACUAUCAAAACAUAUUGUACUAGGAUGCAGGAGGAAAACAUUCAUAGAGCUAUUGUUGUUGUACAAGCUGGUAUGACGCCAUCAGCAAAGCAGUCGCUAGUGGACAUGGCGCCGAAGUACAUUCUAGAACAAUUCCUUGAGUCGGAACUGCUGAUCAAUAUCACGGAGCAUGAACUGGUGCCUGAACACAUCGUGCUCACUCCUGAUGAGAAGGCGGAACUUUUGACUAGAUAUAAAUUGAAGGAGAACAUGUUGAUGAGGAUACAGGCUGGUGACCCAGUGGCGAGAUACUUUGGACUGAAGAGAGGACAGGUGGUGAAAAUCAUCCGAUCAUCAGAGACGGCCGGGCGAUAUAUUUCCUAUAGAUUAGUAUGCUAG